Notothenia coriiceps (black rockcod) is the source of this 1320-nucleotide messenger RNA. RefSeq lists its product as uncharacterized. NCBI's taxonomy places the organism in Eukaryota, Metazoa, Chordata, Actinopteri, Perciformes, Nototheniidae. Bases 1 to 1194 code for a protein of 397 amino acids. The transcript is spliced from 9 exons. The record is from RefSeq and is a predicted model, not a curated record.
AUGACCUCAAAGUACAAGCCCGCCAUAUUUGAGGCACAGAAACAUGUGGUGAAAAGCAACAGGAAGAUAGUGGAAGGUGUGCAGUUUAUCGGAGAGCUGCAGCGCUCCUCAGAUGUUUUCCUGCCUAUGGAGCUGUUAGCUCGUUUCCCGCCGUCUGAGGUAGAAAACCUUUCAGUGUGGAGACAUGUCCUCCUCAGAGCUCUUUCCCAAGAUGCUCGUCACCGUGUAGAGACCGACAUCGUCAGCCUCGCUCAAAACGCUCUGACUGACUGGCAGAAUGGAGGCUACAAACUAGGACAAGUGGACCGAAUGAACACGGUGCUGCGGCCCCUCCUGGCGGUGGUCCGGGUGCAGACCUCUCCUGAGGACCAGUGUGUGCUGUCAGCUCUGAGGGUCCUCACACAGCUGUGGUUACGAAUGAGUCCAGAGCAGGUGCAGAGCCAGCCCGCGCUCCACUGCACGCUGCAGCUGCUGCUCUCCAUGUCAGCCGUUCUAGUGAAAAACAUCGAACCUCAAGUCAUCUGCCAGGCUCUGCUGUGUGUGGACGCUGUGGUGUCUCAGCGGUGUGCCGAUCAGCUGACGCUCGCUGCUCUGGAGUUCCUCUCCUCUCUGGGGAAUGUCUUCGUCCCCUCAGACAGCCAGAGUCAGAUCCUGCCGAGGCUGAGCGGCCUGUUUGGAGCCAUGUUGUCCGACAGGUCGUGGCCGCUGCACCAGCACGCUCUGGAGGCCUUCUCUCACUUUGCGGAGAUUACAAACCAUGAAGAGGUCAUUUCCCAGAGUCUGUGUGUUGAAGAAACCAAGUCGAAGGUGGUGAAAUAUCUGAGCAAGACUGUGAACGCUCGGGAACAUGUGGAGUCACGGCUGCAGAGGAUCAAACUGGAGAAGGCCGUGAUUGAGAAACACAACGAGAGGCUGGAGAGCGACAGAGAAAACGCUUCAGACAGACUCACUGCUGAAACACUGGCUGCUGAAGCUGGAGCAGACUCAGAGCCAUGUCCAAAGAGAGCUCGGCAGGAGUUUUGUGCAGAGGAGGAGUUCAGCCGCUACGUCACCACCGCUGAGAGCGCUCUGAAAGCUCUGCAGGCUCUCACAGAACGCACCUCUCCUCCAGCACCUCCACCCUGGCUGGAGUCCAGACUGCAGGAGCUCCAGACCGUCCUCACACACAUCAGAACAGCCACACACACAAGCUAGCCCCAGAUGUAUUUACUUCAUAUAUAGAAAAACUAUUUAAACACAGUCUGUGAACCCCUUUCUCUGCUGCUGUGAAGUCUCAGCUUUUAAACCGGUUGUUUUUUUGAUUAAACUGGUUUGAUUACA